UUUCACAGUGAUUUGUGUUGUGGGCGAGGCUGGCCUUGCCAUAAUAAACACACGAAAGGUGAUACAGACAGUCUACAUUUGAAGGUGACAACCAAACAUGAGGCUGAUACCUUGCAUGAAAGCUCAGGACGAAGAUGAGGACCAUUCGCGAUACAUCGACCGGGAGAUCAAGGACUGGAUAAAGAACUAUAAUGACGCCAUCAAACUGCUGCUUCUUGGAACUGGCGAAAGCGGCAAGACCACCAUUAUCAAACAAAUGAAGAUUCUGCACAUACAGGGAUUUAGUCCAAGCGAACGAGCAGAGAAAGCGAACCACAUCCGACACAACAUCCAUGAGUCUAUUUACGACAUUGUUCGCCACAUGGAGCCUUUAGGCAUCACGCUAGGAAGCGGAAAGAAUAUUGCGGCACGGGACUAUAUAUUACGAUGCGGGGCUGGGGGUCCGCCACAUUAUGACGAGGAAUAUUUUGAUUACGUCCGUGCUCUGUGGCGAGAUACCGGCGUCCGCGAAUGCUUCAAGAGGUCAAACGAGUACCAGCUUAUAGACAGUGCCGAAUAUUUCUUGGACAGAAUAGAUCUAAUAGAGAAGUCUGAUUACUCACCACCGGACGCCGACAUAUUGAGAUGUCGUCAGAAAACUACUGGGAUACAGAAGAUAGAAUUCAAAGUGAAGGUUCCUAAAUCGAUGCAUGGCGGCAUACAAGAAUUCUGGAUGUUUGAUGUCGGCGGGCAGAGGGGUGAACGAAAAAAAUGGAUUCAGGUAUUCGAAGGUAUCCACGCGAUCUGGUUCCUGGUGGCGUGUAGUGAUUUCGACCAGACUUUGAGAGAGGACUGCGCCACCAAUCGGCUGAAGGAGGCGCUGACGCUCUUUGAAGACGUCUGGCAGAGCAGAUUCCUUCUAGAAGCCGGUCUAAUAGUGUUCCUCAACAAGCAAGACUUGCUCCAGCGGAAGGUGGAGCGAGGCGGGAGCAUUGCCCCCCACUUCCCAGAUUACAAAUACUAUAGCGGUCACGGGGGGGAGUAUGAAAGAACGAGAGACUACAUUCGACAGAUGUUUGUUGACGUAACGCAGAAGCAGCGCCGUCGCGCCGCCGCGCCGUCCGCCGAACGGUUCGUCGUCGGCGCGGCGUACCGCCCGCGGGAGUGCUACUUCCACUUCACAACUGCCACAGAUACGGACAACGUCAGGACUGUGUUUAGAGACACACAUCAGAUUAUACUUACACAUGCGCUGUCUAAUAUUGGAGUCUACUAAAGUCACAAGUGUUGAAAUAAAUGAGAGACAUGAAAAAUGUACGUCGUUUCAAAUUUCAUAUUUAAUAGUUUCACCCGCGUGAAUGUUACUUCCAGUUCACAACUGCCACAGAUACGGAUAACGUGAGGACUGUGUUUAGAGACACGCAUCAGAUUAUACUUACACAUGCGCUGUCUAAUAUUGGAGUCUACUAAAGCCACAAGUGUUGAAAUAAAUGAGAGACAGGAAAAAUGUACGUCGUUUCAAAUUUCAUAUUUAAUAGUUUCACCCGCGUGAAUGUUACUUCCACUUCACCACUGCCACAGAUACGGAUAACGUGAGGACUGUGUUUAGAGACACGCAUCAGAUUAUACUUACACAUGCGCUGUCUAAUAUUGGCGU
This is a messenger RNA of Leguminivora glycinivorella, 1636 nucleotides long. RefSeq names its product guanine nucleotide-binding protein G(f) subunit alpha (gene Galphaf). NCBI's taxonomy places the organism in Eukaryota, Metazoa, Arthropoda, Insecta, Lepidoptera, Tortricidae. The record is from RefSeq and is a predicted model, not a curated record. Gene Ontology annotation, cellular component: heterotrimeric G-protein complex. Gene Ontology annotation, molecular function: G-protein beta/gamma-subunit complex binding; guanyl nucleotide binding; G protein-coupled receptor binding. The transcript has 10 exons. Gene Ontology annotation, biological process: adenylate cyclase-modulating G protein-coupled receptor signaling pathway. The coding region runs from base 98 to 1255 and encodes 385 amino acids.